This is a messenger RNA of Schistosoma turkestanicum, 1635 nucleotides long. The record is from the annotation of a GenBank genome assembly. NCBI's taxonomy places the organism in Eukaryota, Metazoa, Platyhelminthes, Trematoda, Strigeidida, Schistosomatidae.
UGUCAUCACGGCAACCAAAUCAAACAUUUUGAUUUUGACAAGAUGACUUCGAAUCCCUUCCUCUUACCGAAGUUCGAGAAUAUAUUUGAGUUGAGAGAUACAGAGAAGGAAGAAAGACUCAAGAAGACUAGAGAACUUGCAAAGUUAAAAGUUCAUCAGAAGGUCCAGUCUGAGAAAAAAAUUAAAUCAAGAAGGUCAAUUCUAGAAGAACUGGGAUCCGAAAACGAAGAUGGAACCACAGAUAAUGAUAACGUAGCUUUUAUUCUGCAGAAAACGAAAAGACAAUUUGUUGACAGAGAAACAAGAGAUCAAUUUAUUGCAAAUAGAAGAGAAAUGUUUUUUAUCGAGUAUUUAAUCGUAGCUCAACGUUCGGAGCUGAAAAGACUGGAGGAAUUGGCAGCGCACGAGGAACAAAAGCUUGAACUUGCGGAACAGUGUUUGGAACAAGACGCAGCUCUUUUCGACGAAUUCCUCAAAGAAAACGAUAAAAGCUCUGUAGAAGCAGUAGCUAACUCUGAGCAAGAAGCUCGUAAACGUGCUAUGAUGGUUGAUAAAAUCAAACAGUUGACAAUACAUAAAUCACAAAUCAAUGCAGAAAUAACUAGACUAAAAGAAACUGUGAAGGAUUAUAAACAUUUUAGGGAAUUUCUUGAACGUUUAGUUCCAGAGCCAUACUAUUCACAAAGAAAGACAAUUAGAGAAGAUAAAAAACAACUCAAGCGCAAGCAGAAAUUACAACUUCGAAGUGUAAAUUCGAAACCAUCAAUAGGAGCUUCAAAUAAAAAUCCAGUAAGAAGACCAUCAUUCAUCAUUACCAGACGAUCAUCAUUGAAGCCAAUAUCAACUAAAACAUUGCCAGUUGAGUCGAAAGUUUCAAGACCGGUAACAAUGUAUGAAAGUUCAAGCAGUGAAGACAGUGAUGAAGAAGUUUACUUUAAAGAUCCAGCUCAAAUAUUGACUAUUUUACGUGAUUUAGAAGAGACAAACUUACGUUUAUUUCAACAUUGUCAGGAGUCAGAUGGUUCAGUCGAAAUAUUACGCAAUCAAGUGAAUGAAACUGUGGAUAAUUAUGAAAAAGAUAUUCACAUUUUAGCCCAACAUCAAACAUUUCUUAAAGACGCUAUUAAUUUAGAACAAAACAAAGCUCAGUAUUUCGACUUAAGCAUGAGUGACUUUUUAUUUGCCGGCUAUAAUGCAGAACAACAGAAGUUAAUUUUAAAAGAUCUAAAUGAAAUUAUUACCGAAGUUUAUGGCGAUUUAAUAAGAAAAUCAGAUACGCCGUUAAGUUCAUUACAGAUGUUAUUCGAAAUCGAAAUGAAAUUGGUUGAUUUACUUGAAACAUUGCAAACGUUACCUCAAGAUGAAGUUAACGAAGUAAAACAAGCUAAAGAAGCUGAACUUAGAAAACAAAUUAAAGAGGAGAAAUUGCAUCAACAACGUUUAUACCAAGAAGAACGUAUACAAAAAGCAUUAGAACGUGCUAAAGCUGAACCGAAGAAACAGACUGGGCGUAAAUUAAUGACUCGAUCACAACCUGCUGUUACACAAAAAUCAGAAAGUGAAAAACUUGAUGCAAAAGCGAAAGAAAUGAAAGAAUUGGCGUUUCUAUUUGAAUAAGAUUAUGAUGCAUGAUGG